AUGAUUGCGCUGGCCGCGUUAACCUCGCUCCUCCUCCUCCUCCUCCAGGCUCAGGACGCCGCCGGCGCCAACGAGUUUGUGUACGCCGGCUUCGCCGUAGGCAGCGUGGCGACCACCGGAGCGGCCGCCGUGCUCGCCUCCUCCGGCCUCCUGCGGCUCACCAACGACACCAAGGAGGCGUUCGGCCACGGCUUCCACCCGGCGCCCCUCCGCUUCCGUGACGCCGCCACCGGCGCGCCCAUCUCCUUCUCCACCACCUUCGUGGUCGCCAUCGCGCCGCGGUACCCGGACGCGCACGGCCACGGCAUCGCCUUCGCGCUCGCGCCGUCGAUUGUUGUCCCUGGCGCCGUCGCCGGCAUGUACCUCGGCCUGUUCAACACGUCGGACAGCCUGGGCAACGGCACGAGCCUGAUCGUCGCCGUCGAGCUGGAUACUGCCAUGGACGCUGAGUUCGACGACGCCGACGAAAACCACGUCGGCAUCGACGUCAACGGCCUCCGCUCUGUUAGCUCGACCCCGGCCGGGUACUGGCACGACGACGGAUUCGGUGGAACGAAGUUCGACAACAUCAGCCUGACUGGCGGUGGCGACGCUCCUCUGCAGGUGUGGAUCGAGUACGACGGCGAAAGCUCGCGCCUCGAGGUGACGGUGUCCCCGGCCGGCGCGCCCAGACCGGCCGUUCCGCUCGUGUCAUGCAACGUCAACCUCUCGAGGGCCGUGGCUGAUGACACCUAUGUCGGCUUCUCGGCGGCCAACGGCGCGGCUGCGAGCUCGCACUACGUCCUCGGCUGGAGCUUUCGCCUGGGUGGUGGCCGCGCGCAGGACCUCGAUCUCUCCAAACUCCCGAGGCUCCCGUCGUCAGGAUCAUCGCCAUCAUCCAAGAGAACGAUGCCGCCGCUGCUACUCCCGAUGACGCUGCUCGUCCUGGUCGUCGUGAUCCUGCUCCUGGCCUCCGCGGCCGUCGCGGCGCUCGUGGUGCGGCGGCGCCGGCAGUUCGCCGAGGAGGAAGAAGACUGGGAGGUAGAAUACGGCCCUCACAGGAUCAGCUAUAAAGACCUGCACGACGCCACGAAUGGUUUCCGCGACCUCAUCGGCGCCGGAGGCUUCGGCCGCGUGUACCAUGGUGUGCUCCCGAGGUCCGGCGCCGAGGUCGCCGUCAAGGUGGUGUCGCACGGGUCGCGCCAGGGGCUGCAGGAGUUCGUGUCGGAGAUCGUGAGCAUGAGCCGGCUGCGCCACCGCAACCUGGUGCAGCUCCUUCACUACUGCCGGCGGCGCGGGGAGCUGUUGCUCGUCUACGACUACAUGCCCAACGGCAGCCUGGACCAACACCUGUUCGGCCAUCCAUCGUCGGAGCUGAGCUGGGAGCAGCGCGCCAAGAUCGUCCGGGGGGUCGCGGCCGGGCUGCUGUACCUGCACGAGGGGUGGGAGCAGGUGGUGGUGCACCGGGACAUCAAGUCCGGCAACGUGCUCCUCGACGCCGACAUGAACGGCAAGCUCAGCGACUUCGGGCUCGCGCGGCUCUACGACCACGGCGGCGACCCGCAGACGACGCGCGUCACAUGGUUGGACGGCCAGCUCCCAUAUAACUGUCCACGGACGGAUACAUUGGCCUUUUUAGGAGUCCGUGUUGAAGAUGCCCUUAUGCUGCAACUCUCAUGGAUGAUAUAA
Triticum turgidum subsp. durum (durum wheat) is the source of this 1668-nucleotide messenger RNA. Lineage: Eukaryota; Viridiplantae; Streptophyta; Magnoliopsida; Poales; Poaceae. The record is from the annotation of a GenBank genome assembly.